Messenger RNA from Tachysurus vachellii, 1011 nucleotides. It is a transcript of the gene commd6, whose product is annotated as COMM domain containing 6. The coding region runs from base 203 to 790 and encodes 195 amino acids. Gene Ontology annotation, molecular function: NF-kappaB binding. The transcript has 7 exons. The record is from RefSeq and is a predicted model, not a curated record. Lineage: Eukaryota; Metazoa; Chordata; Actinopteri; Siluriformes; Bagridae.
UGACGUAUGCGGAAGUAGCUCGUGUUUUCUGUUAGCUUAGCGUACAAGACCUCGAAUACAAUGAGAAUGUUAUAUCCUUAUUUAAAUAUUAUUCCUUAAACAGACAAAAGCCGGAAUAUAUUUUAGAAACUAUAGGACUUUUAUAACUUUGAAGAGAGCUGUUAAAUGCGGUUUUAUUGUGUUUAGCUCUAUCAUCUUGAGGAUGGAGCUGUCAACGGACCUGGCUGUAGUUGAGAACAUUGGGAAAUUGCCAUCAGAAGUGUUUGAAGGAACUUGUCAUGAGAUUCUGCUGCAUCUUGAAGGCCAUCGUAGUGCAGUAGAUGUGGUUGAGAACUACCAGAAAUUUCAAAGAGCUGGGAUAAACGUUGACUGGAAAGCUGUUCAGGAUAUCAUUAGACUGUUGUCAUUUACAUUUAGAUCAGCUGCAAAGACUAAGCUCACUGCUGAUGGUCUGGUCAAUAACUUAGGAGAGUGUAGUUCUAAAUGGUCCAAAUCAGCUUUACAAGUCAUGCACCAGCUGUGGACUGAACAUGGCUCACUUGUACAAGCGCACCAGGAGGUGCAAGCUGUAGUCGGCAUUGGAAAGCUGGUGGAUAUCCAGUGGAAGCUGGGGAUGGCUGUGAGCUCUGACACAUGUCGUUCGCUUAACUCUCCUCACAUCUCUGUCCUGAUGAAAAUUGCAGACACUUCUGGAGAGAUUUCCUACAAGUCCUUUGAGAUGACAGUUCUUCAGUUCCAGAACUUCUACAGACAGUUCAAAGAAAUUGCUUCUGUUUUGGAAACAGUGUAAGAGUUCAGCUCCAGAUAUUUACCAGUCCUAUUCCGGUCUGAAGCCUUUCAGUAUUUUCUGGCUGUUUACAUUUAAACUCUUUAUAUAUGUAUGUGUGCUGUUCAUUUGAACCCAUAGUGGGGUAUUUAACUGUGCUGUAUUUGCCUUGAAAAUGAUUUCAUUUUAAAUGUGCUUUCUAAAAUAAUUUGCUGUAAACAAUGAAUAAAGUCAAAAUAAAGAUC